Messenger RNA from Labrus bergylta (ballan wrasse), 2863 nucleotides. The record is from RefSeq and is a predicted model, not a curated record. Lineage: Eukaryota; Metazoa; Chordata; Actinopteri; Labriformes; Labridae.
UAAUAUAUAAAACGAGCCUGUUAUAUAGAUAAAGAAAGUCAGCCGCUCUGCAUUAUCUACAGUGCAUCGAAUCAAACCAAAAUCUCCAAAUUCGAGGAGUUACGUCAGGUCUCGCAUACAUUUUAGGAAGUGUUUUGUGGUGUAACGCUUCCACGUUUUAUGUCAGGGAGGAAGUCACACAGGAGCAGUUACACCCUGAUUGACCUCAUACAUAUUAUAACCUACAACAAACCACCACUGUCACAGGAUCCGACUACAGCCAGAGCAACAUCUCCUGUCCAUUAGGCUACUCCCUGGACUACAGCCCAUCUGUUUGGAGUUCAACCUGGCUGGCUUAUGUUCAGUACCAGAGGACUCACCAUGUGGCUAAAAGGUUUUAUAAGUAACCAUGUCAACAUGAAACUUCUGAAGACCUGUGUCAUCCUUCUCCUUCUGACUGUGUUGUUCUUUACACUAAGAAACAUGGACCUGCUGCAGCUAAAUUAUAAAGAAAACUCUGCCAUCAUCAACAAGAAAGUGAACUCUACUCAGCCCACUGCUCCUCCCACUGCUCCCCACACUGCUCCCCACACUGCUCCUCCCACUGCUUCUCCAGUGCCUGACAACUUCUGCACCUUCAAGCCACUGUCUUCUGCAGAAGCUGAGGAGGAACGUCUCAUAUUGGAGUCCAUUGCUUGGCCUGAAACUCCUCCUCUGCCAGCUCCUUUUUCAUUGAUUCAGACAAGUCACGCCGCCCACAGCACCUUCAUCAUUCUCCCAGGGGGGGUUGGAGACGAGCGGCAUGUAGGAGACCAGCUGGAAGUUAUGAUAAAAAUGUACGACUUCCAAGGUAACCCCAAGAAGUCUGGAGGAGAUGCAAUUGUUGCCCGUUUGCACAACAGGGCACUUGAAGCAGGUGUGGCUGGACGAGUGGUGGAUCACCUUAAUGGCUCCUACUCUGCUGUAUUCCCUUUACUCUGGGAAGGAAGUGCACAGGUUGAGGUGACGCUUGUCCACUCAAGCGAGGCUAUCACAGUCCUCCGUAGACUAAACAGAGAACAUCCUGAUAGGACUAUCUUAAAGAGCCUCUUCCGCUCAGGUUCAAUCUCUGAAACUACCAUCUGUAAUAUUUGUCUACGUCAAACCAACCAGCCACAGUGCAACUACACUGACCUCCAUACUGGUGACCCGUGGUUCUGCUACAAGCCAAAGAAACUGAGCUGUGAUGACAGGAUGAACCACAUAAACGGAGGAAUGGAUAUAAAACUCAAGGCUAAUGAGGCGAACCUUUUCAAAAGCAAUGUCAACAUGCAAGUCUUCAUUCAGGCUUCAGGACCGGCCAAUGUUACUGUGCUGCCUCAAAGGAAAGAGCAACCCAUGGAUAGUCUAGGCAGUGGGAAGUCUGGACUCUCUGGGUAUUACUACCAGGGUGUGUGGCGAUCACUAGGUGGCACCAAAGUCCACCAAUUCAACAACUCCUCUGCCAUCAGUCAGUGUCUGAAAGGAAAGGUGGUCCACAUGUAUGGAGACUCCACCGUCAGGCAGUGGUUUGAGUACCUUGAUGCUUCACUUCCAGAUGCUAAAGAGAUAAACCGGAAUAAUCUGAAGAAAUCAGGACCUUUCAUGAUAUGGGACAAUGCAAAAAACAUCUUGGUGAAGUUCCACUUACACGGUCCUCCUCUGAGUAUUUCCGUCCUUAUCCCAACCAGUGAGCUGCGUUACAUUGCCAAUGAAAUAGAUGAUGUAGUUGGUGGCACCAACACAGUUGUAAUUUUUGGCAUCUGGGCCCACCUCACUCCUUUCCCAAUGCAAUUCUACAUCAGAAGGCUUUACGGCAUCCGCAGGGCGGUGAUUCGUCUGUUAAACAGGGCUCCAGACACGCUGGUGGUCAUCAGGACUCCAAACCUCAGAGUGGGAGCAUAUGAAGGGAAAACAAGACUGGACCAAGAAUUGAGUCCUGUGGCAGACCGUACGUCAUGCGGGCCGAGGAAGAAACAAAUGACCAAUUGAGACAGAGAAUCCUCUAUUUGACAGGUAUGACCCAAACCAUUUGAGUGCAGUUCCGGUGAUGCCUACACACUGAUCAAGUCUAUUGGCUAGAAUUCUAUGAUCAAUAGUAUCAAAUGCUGUGCUUAGGUCCAACAGCAAUAUAACCAAACAUUCCCCAUUAUCAGCGCUCAUCAGCAAAUCGUUUGUAGCCCUAAUAAGAGCAGUUUCGGUACUGUGUCGUUUGAGGAACCCUGAUUGAAACUUGUCGCAGAUGUCAUUAUUGUUUAAAACAGAUGUCAGCUGGCUAAAAAGACACCUUUUCAACCAUUUCAAGAACCUUAGAUAUGAACGAGAGUUUGGAAAUGGGUCUAUAAUUCUCUGGAAGUGAUAGAUCAGGGUUAGGCUUUUUGAGUAAGGGCUGGAUGCUUCCUUGUUUAAAAUGAUUGGGAACGGUUAAUGAUGUAAAGUAAGCUGGGGCCAAUUGUACCAAUAACCUCUUUCAGGAGUGAGGUGGGUAAGAUAUCAAUAGGGCUUGAGGUGGUACGCAUGUGAGACACAGUAUCGAUAAGCUCAGUAAGAGAAAUUAAUUGAAAAUGGUUGAGCAGUUCAGAACAGACAGGAUAAUUGUAAAUAUGUGCAGUUGUCGUUGGUACAAUAUUAGACCUAAUAUCCAUGAUUUUUUUGAGGAAAAAAGACUUUUCACAGUCAGCAUUUGAGGAAGCUGACAGAGCUGGGGGGGCAGGGUUAAUAAAACCCUUUUCACACUUAUGGAAAUCUCCUGAAAAACGCUGGAGAUUAGGGUCCCCGGAGGGGCUUUAGGCUAUAUGUGAACGCAAACAGCCAAAUUUUUCGCGCAGACUUUACCCGGAGUUUCUCCGGCCAGACCCCUAGUAUU